This is a messenger RNA of Rotaria sp. Silwood2, 444 nucleotides long. Lineage: Eukaryota; Metazoa; Rotifera; Eurotatoria; Philodinida; Philodinidae. The record is from the annotation of a GenBank genome assembly.
AUGGCUGUGAAAUUAAAUGAGCUUGGUCAGGACAACUAUGUAAUCUUGGAAAGGCGAUCUCAUCUCGGUGGCACAUGGUAUGAUAAUCGAUAUCCAGGCUGUUCAUGUGACAUUCCAUCGACGUUGUAUUCAUUUUCAUUUGAACCCAAUCCAAACUGGUCCGAUUUCUUCGCUCGUCAAGCAGAGAUUGAAGCAUACUUGAAAUAUUGUGCAGAUAAAUAUCAUAUUCGCCAACAUAUUCAAUUCGAGACCACUGUUAUUGAUUGUAAGUGGCUGGAUGACCGACAACUUUGGCAAGUAACCGCACAAUCGAACGGUCAAGAGAAAUAUUUCUUCAGUCGAACGCUGGUAUCGGGCUGUGGUGGUCUGUCGAAUGCAUCAUUUCCUACGGAUAUUCCUGGUAUUGGUUCUUUUGAAGGAGAAAUGUGUCAUUCCGCUCAAUGA